Messenger RNA from Solanum lycopersicum (tomato), 1907 nucleotides. Lineage: Eukaryota; Viridiplantae; Streptophyta; Magnoliopsida; Solanales; Solanaceae. The record is from RefSeq and is a predicted model, not a curated record.
AUGAUAUGAACUUAAAUAGGUCAAUUUUUGUACUUGUAAACUCCCAAAUCAUGCCUUUUGGGAAAAACUAUUUUUUUCGCAGAGUUGAUUUGCUUUACUACUACUGACCUCCAUUGUUGGUUCUGCAAAUCUUCUGAUAAACUUAAUUGAAUUGGAAGAAGAAUGAAGAUAGUGACGUACAACGUGAACGGCUUAAGGCCACGCAUACAGCAACACGGUUCACUUCUCAAAUUGUUGGAUUCGCUUGAUGCUGAUAUUAUCUGUUUACAGGAGACUAAAUUGUCGAAGAAUGAUAUUCGAGCCGAUUUGGUUCGUGCUGAGGGUUAUGAGUCUUUCUUCUCUUGUUGCACUCGUACUUCUGAUCGUGGACGCUCUUCUGGAUAUUCCGGUGUUGCUACCUUUUGUCGUGUAAAAUCUGCAUUCAUGAGCAAUGAAGUAGCUCUGCCAAUUUCUGCAGAAGAAGGCUUCACUGGUCUCCUCGCAACAUCUAAAGGAUAUGAACCUAAGGAGGAGUGCGCUUCAAUAGCAGAAGGUCUCGAGUGUUUUUCUAGAGAGGAGCUUCUUAAAGUUGAUAGUGAGGGACGUUGUCUGAUCACUGAUCAUGGUCAUUUUGUUCUAUUCAAUUUAUAUGGGCCCAGAGCUGUUCAAGAUGACUCUGAAAGAAUCCAAUUUAAGCUCACAUUUUUUAAGAUGUUAGAGAGAAGAUGGGAGUGCCUGAUGCAUCAAGGAAGGAGGAUUGUUAUUGUAGGUGACCUCAAUAUUGCUCCUGCUGCCAUAGAUCGGUGCGACGCAGAACCUGAUUUUGAGAAGAACGUGUUCAGACAAUGGUUUAGAUCAUUGCUAGUGCAAAACGGAGGGCGUCUCCUUGAUAUUUUUAGAGCAAAGCAUCCUGAUAGGAAAGGAGCCUAUACUUGCUGGUCACAGAGUACAGGAGCCGAGGAAUUUAAUUAUGGUUCUAGGAUUGAUCACAUACUUAGUGCCAGAUCAUGCUUGCAUGGUGAGGAAAUUCAGGAAGGGCAUGACUUUGUUACUUGCAAUGUUGCAGAGUGUGACAUAUUGAUGAAAUUUCAAAGGUGGAAACCUGGAAAUACGCCAAGGUGGAAAGGAGGGAGGAGCAUCAAAUUAGAAGGUUCUGAUCAUGUUCCAGUUUACAUGAGUUUAGUAGGAAUUCGUGAAGUAUUGCAGCAUAGCACCCCGCCAUUAUCUACCAGAUAUCAUCCCCAGGUCUUUGGGAGUCAAACUCUUGUGUCAAUGUUCACGAGAAGGCAAACAACUGAGCAAGUUAUUUCAGAGGAAAGUGAAAUCCCUCACAUUCCAAGUCAGGAAGACUUUCUUUCAACUCCAGAGACUUAUGAUAGUAGAGCUGCGCAGAUUUCGGUGCUUGGCUCUCAAAGCAACUCUAAUAUUCUUCCCUGCAUUGCGACCAAGAAGAAAGCGAGGCUUGGUCAGGGGUCUCAGCUCACACUUAACUCAUUCUUCCAGAAACGCACACAUAGAAGUGAGACUUCUAGCAGCAGCUUUGCUGAUUCUAAACUUUGUCAGACAGACAUCUCUUACUCUCAGAUUGAGCCUGAUGGAGUGCCUUCUUCUGCUGAUGAAAGUGGCGCUUCAAAGGACUGCAGAUCAAGUGCAAUUGACAGUAAUCAACAUAAGUGCCAGCUAGAUGCAUGCGACUCAGAUAAAGAGAAGAGGAAAGUGGCAUUACAGGAGUGGCAAAGGAUUCAGCAAUUGAUGCAGAAUAGUGUACCUCUUUGUAAGGGCCAUCAAGAACCUUGUGUUCCUCGGGUCGUUAAAAAAGCAGGGCCCAAUUUGGGCCGCAGAUUUUAUGCUUGUGCUCGAGCUGAGGUAUGCUCCAGUGUUAGUGGAUUGAGAUAUUUAGAAAUACCAAUUUAAGUUCUCUUUUUUUA